This is a messenger RNA of Balaenoptera acutorostrata (minke whale), 2215 nucleotides long. RefSeq names its product RB binding protein 5, histone lysine methyltransferase complex subunit (gene RBBP5). The transcript has 14 exons. NCBI's taxonomy places the organism in Eukaryota, Metazoa, Chordata, Mammalia, Artiodactyla, Balaenopteridae. Gene Ontology annotation, molecular function: protein binding. Bases 134 to 1750 code for a protein of 538 amino acids. Gene Ontology annotation, cellular component: Set1C/COMPASS complex. The record is from RefSeq and is a predicted model, not a curated record.
UCUAAACCAGAAAGUCUCCGGAGCUUGCGCCAGGCUCUUUGCGGCGCCCCCCAGUCAGACGCAGGUUUUGGAAGCGGGCGGGAGAGAAGGUGUCGUUGCUGGAGCUGAGACCGGACGGCCAGAGUCCUCAGGGAUGAACCUCGAGUUACUGGAGUCCUUUGGGCAGAAUUAUCCAGAGGAAGCUGAUGGAACUUUGGAUUGUAUCAGCAUGGCCCUGACUUGCACCUUUAACAGGUGGGGCACACUGCUUGCAGUUGGCUGUAAUGAUGGCCGAAUUGUCAUCUGGGAUUUCUUGACAAGAGGCAUUGCUAAAAUAAUUAGUGCACACAUUCAUCCAGUCUGUUCCUUAUGCUGGAGUCGAGAUGGUCAUAAGCUCGUGAGUGCUUCCACUGAUAACAUAGUGUCACAGUGGGAUGUCCUUUCAGGCGACUGCGACCAGAGGUUUCGAUUCCCUUCACCCAUCUUAAAAGUCCAGUAUCAUCCGCGAGAUCAGAACAAGGUUCUCGUGUGUCCCAUGAAAUCUGCUCCUGUCAUGUUGACCCUUUCAGAUUCCAAACAUGUUGUUCUGCCCGUAGACGAUGACUCCGAUUUGAACGUGGUUGCAUCUUUUGAUAGGCGAGGAGAAUAUAUCUAUACAGGAAAUGCAAAAGGCAAGAUUUUGGUCCUAAAAACAGAUUCUCAGGAUCUUGUUGCUUCCUUCAGAGUAACAACUGGAACAAGCAAUACCACAGCCAUUAAGUCAAUAGAGUUUGCCCGGAAGGGCAGUUGCUUUUUAAUUAACACAGCAGAUCGAAUAAUCAGAGUUUAUGAUGGUAGAGAAAUCUUAACCUGUGGAAGAGAUGGAGAGCCUGAACCCAUGCAGAAAUUGCAGGACUUGGUGAAUAGGACCCCAUGGAAGAAAUGUUGUUUCUCUGGGGAUGGGGAAUACAUAGUGGCAGGGUCAGCCCGGCAGCAUGCCCUGUACAUCUGGGAGAAGAGUAUUGGCAACCUGGUGAAGAUUCUCCAUGGGACAAGAGGAGAACUCCUCUUGGAUGUAGCUUGGCAUCCUGUUCGACCCAUCAUAGCAUCCAUUUCUAGUGGAGUGGUAUCUAUCUGGGCACAAAAUCAAGUAGAAAAUUGGAGUGCAUUUGCGCCAGACUUCAAAGAAUUGGAUGAAAAUGUAGAAUAUGAAGAAAGGGAAUCAGAGUUUGAUAUUGAAGAUGAAGAUAAGAGUGAACCUGAACAGACAGGGGCUGAUGCUGCAGAGGAUGAGGAAGUGGAUGUCACCAGUGUGGACCCUAUUGCUGCCUUCUGUAGCAGUGAUGAAGAGCUGGAAGAUUCAAAGGCUCUAUUAUAUUUACCCAUUGCCCCUGAGGUAGAAGACCCAGAAGAAAAUCCUUAUGGCCCCCCACCGGAUGCAGUCCAAACCUCCUUGAUGGACGAAGGGGCUAGUUCAGAGAAGAAGAGGCAGUCUUCAACAGAUGGGUCCCAGCCACCUAAGAAGAAACCCAAAACAACCAAUAUUGAACUGCAAGGAGUACCAAAUGAUGAAGUCCAUCCACUACUGGGUGUGAAGGGGGAUGGCAAAUCCAAGAAGAAGCAAGCAGGCCGGCCUAAAGGAUCAAAAGGUAAAGAGAAAGAUUCUCCAUUUAAACCGAAACUCUACAAAGGGGACAGAGGUUUACCUCUGGAAGGAUCAGCGAAGGGUAAAGUGCAGGCGGAGCUCAGCCAGCCCUUGACAGCAGGGGGAGCAAUCUCAGAACUGUUAUGAAGGCCCUUGAAGUUCUUCGUUCUUCCCUACUUUGCCAUCGUGUGGCCUCUGGACACUGUGGUCAGUCAUUUGAGAUUGACUUUAAUUUAAAACAAAGGCCUCUGUCUUCCACCCAGGAGGUGGAAGGAGUGAAUUUUAUGUUUGAAUGAAGAAGUGAAUUAUGGAAGAAGAAUAUAUGUCCCUUCCCUUUCAAGCAUAAGUCCAAAUAGGCUCUCAGGAAUGAGGAUUUGUGAAGACAUCAAACAGGAGUUUUGACUCAUUUAAACUUUAAUGCUUGUUAUGUUGCUGGAGAAGAGAUUCCUGUUUUGCUCGUCUGUCUUUACUGUACCCAGCAUCAUUUCAGCCUGUCAUUUCCUAUCUCCUACUUGCCUUCCCUCCACAGUGCACGUCCUUGUGUGACUUGUUCUUAUCUGAAAUUUUGCUGCCUGUAUCCUAGGAAAACUUCUGUUGCACAUUCUUUCUUCC